Molecule: messenger RNA, 1143 nt
Organism: Myripristis murdjan (pinecone soldierfish)
Lineage: Eukaryota; Metazoa; Chordata; Actinopteri; Holocentriformes; Holocentridae
Product: androgen-dependent TFPI-regulating protein
Exons: 6
Coding region: 283-975 (230 amino acids)
Cellular component (GO): membrane; endomembrane system
Source: RefSeq, a predicted model, not a curated record
GUGAAAGAGGGAAUCCCAUGCUUCAUUUGAAACAGUGGGCCAAUUGUUUGGGAGUCCAGUUUUGUUUCUAGUGCAUGCAAAUGUCUUUAUACAUGCUCGCCGAAUUACACUAAUCUUUGGGAAAAAAGAGCCAUUCUUUGGCAAACCUUCACUGCUAUGAAGUGCCUCUUAUGCCAGAAGAGACAGCACAUGCUUUUAACUAUACUUUUGGGGUGUUCGCUUGUUUUUUGUUGGUUUGUUUGAGGUUUUUGUCACAGUAAAUUUUGGUAAACCUACUUAACAAUGACUGCAACCCUGAGGAUAGCUUACCACAUGGCAGCUUUCAGCUGGUAUGCUUUUAUUGUAAAGAGUCUCGCUGCCAAGGAUGGAGAGGACUUACCACCAGGGAUCUUUGUCUAUGGGGGACCAUGGAAAUAUCUCACUUUCUUGAAUUUGUUAUUGCAAAUGGUAUUCUUUGGACUGGCAGCAGUGAAUGAUUUUCAACCUGGGAAAAAGUCAGAAAAUUUUCUUCAGAGAUGUACAGACCUUCUCUUCUCUGUCUUUGCCUUCCCCGUUGGCAUGUUUGUCGUUCUGCUUUUCUGGACGAUAUUUGCCUAUGACCGGGAGUUAGUCUACCCGGCAACUAUUGAUGCUUUCUUCCCCCCCUGGAUAAACCAUGCUAUGCACUCAUUUGUCCUGCCCAUUUUACUUGGGGAAAUUAUGGUGCAGCCACGUGUUUACCCAAAGAUUAAACACGGCCUGGCGGCACUGGGAAUUGUGGGCUUGGCUUACUUAAGUUGGGUGAUAUGGGUGUACUUGUCGGUGGGGAUCUGGGUGUAUCCCCUGCUCGGGCUCUUCAGCAAAGCGGGUCUGAUGGGUUUCUUCUUCUUCAACAUGUCGGUGGUGACCCUGCUCUAUCUGCUGGGAGAAAAGCUUAACAGCUACAUCUGGUGUGAGGACAAGAGCAAGAACAAGAUGAAGGCAAAAAGAAAGUGACUCUCAGUCUCCAAAUGCAACUAGUCGAAUAAUGAAAAUCUCUCAGCUUUCAUGAAGAAAACAAGUUUGAACAGGGGUUUAUUGCUUUACGUGCUGAAAAACAGUUGUGGGAUCUGAAAAAUGAACUGUGACACAUAUACCUCCAAUAUAAAGGCAUACCUCUACUCA